Messenger RNA from Wasmannia auropunctata (little fire ant), 1795 nucleotides. RefSeq lists its product as uncharacterized. Bases 94 to 1404 code for a protein of 436 amino acids. The transcript has 5 exons. The record is from RefSeq and is a predicted model, not a curated record. Lineage: Eukaryota; Metazoa; Arthropoda; Insecta; Hymenoptera; Formicidae.
CCUAAAUAAUUUAGCUUGCAUUUUGACGUUUGUGAUUAUCUUCGUAAAAUAACUUAAAAAAAAAGUAUCUUACAUAUUCGCGUCUCUCUGAAAAUGUCAGAUACUCAAGAUAUAACGGACGAAGAAGCGUUACAUGAGACAAAGCUGCAUAUAAAAUUGACAAAUAAAGGAAUGCACAUCUACGGUGGAUGGAGCAAUGAAAGAUUACUCGGUUUGCUGAGGGACAAACUUGUGCGGCGUGACAAUGUUGAGUUUUUAUCCGCGUGUACUGACGCGCGAUGCGAUGAUAAAUCGUUACAUUUUAUCAUCCACAGUGGAAUAUACAAUGAAUGUAUCUUAUUGGAAUUAGAAGGAAAAGGCAUGUCACCACGCAGUAUCAUGAGGGCAAUGAAAUACGGUCUCCUCGGGCUCGCUUCCGAGGAACUGAAAUAUUUUCGAAGCUUCGGAACGGAAACAAACGCGGAUACGCGGACGAAGAAGCUUGACGAGAAAUUGAUCUGGAAUCUGGCUGCUGCUGGAUUAACUGAAGAUCAGUGCUGGGCUACCGUCACGUGCGGACUGGUGUCACAAGACCGAAGUACAUUGCGUCAGCUUUUAUCGAGUGGCAUCGAUGUUCCAGGAAUUCUGAACUGGCGGGGAAAGGUCGAGCCAGCUUCACCAACGAUAAUCCGUUUUCUGAAAAGGCUCGGGAUGGACGAAGGCACUUGCAAUUACGUAGAAGAGAACGGCAUCGAUGAUGAAGUUGAAGACAUUCUAAUUGAUCUUGGGUAUAACGAAUACAAGAAAAAUGAAGCUUCGAAAGUAACCGAGGAAGUAUUAUGUGAAUGCGAUUUAACUAUAUUGGAGUCACGCUCUACUUUCCUGGAAGGAAAAUCGACUGACACUGCAUCCAAGAAUUCAUUGAGGACAUCAUGUUCUUGUUUAAAUACGACUCUUUCAAGUACUCCUUCUACCACAAGCUUGCAAUACAAUUCUACCAUGUGGACUUGCUAUUUGAAUUUAUUGCCGAAAAAAGCUAGUGAAAUUCUGAAGAGAAACGAUUAUUUGAGACAAAAUGUAAUGGUGCCACUAUCGUGGGCGAUAAGCAGAGCUCUGAGAUAUUGGCCAUCAGAUCCUAAACAUUACAUAGCCCACCAAUUGCUGCGUUGGAAGUAUGAAAAUGUGCCACAAGAAGAAAUACAUGAUGCUCAACGAUUUAUCGCCUCUGUCAUGAUAAUGACGGAUCAAAAGCUUAUGCAAGAACGUAAAUGCGAAGAAAACGCCAUUAGAUGCUCAAAUAAAACUGCCGUGAAAGGUACCGCUUGUGACGUGCGUUUAGAACGGCAGAAAUUAUAUCGCGUCAAAGAGCGAUAUUGGAAAUGUACAAAAGUACCGAUAUCGGCAUUUAUCGCAGGCAAAAAUUAAAUUUGUAAGAAGCGAUGAAGCACCGAACGAUGAAGAGCUUUAAAAAAUUUUUUAAAAGUUGCUAGAUAGGACAGUGGAAUUUCGAUGGAGAUUUCUUAAAAAAUUCGUUUAUUUCAUAUUUGGACUUGUACAUUCAUCGCAAGUUUAUCAGAAAAAUAUUUCAGUGCAGAAAUCGCACGAGAGUAUUACAUGGAACGGAAUGGAAUGAAUGUCUGACAUCACAAUGAAAGAUGUUCGUAAUACAUCCUGGCAGUGAUCGGAGUUCUUUGUAAGUUCGUUAGUACACAGAGGUACUAAAUACACUCUCUGAUUCAUUUUCUCAUAUUUUAUUGUGUACCCGACCAAACAUUGUUAACGUAUCUACGUAUAAUAUAUAUAUAUGUAUGAGAAA